AUGGCAGACAUCGCCGGCGAUGGCGCUGUUGACCCCGAUGCGCAAGCUGCCGUCACCGACUUCCUUGACUACACAGAAUACCUUCCCGCCGACCUCAUUCGAUCCUUCACGUUGAUACGCGGCCUCGACGACACCUAUCUCGACAAAACGUCUACACUGAACGAUCUUACCAAGCUGUAUGGCUCGCUGCCUACGAUCACUCCAGCCGCUAGGCCAGAUCCACAAGAACUCCGCAGUCAGAUUUCCACACAUCUAGAUUCUGCGCUCAACGCUAGAGAGUCUGCAUAUGCUGAAGCAUGUCGACUCUACGAUGUGGUGGACAGACAUCAAAAUCGCUUGAAGAGCAUCUUAGCCAAACUAAACGCCAUACCAAAACCCCCGUCACGAGACCCAACACCUCAGCCGCCAACAUCACCACAGAUCAAACGCUCUCGCAGCGGGCGAAAACUUGAAGAUGGCCCUUCCACACGAUUAACCCUCCACCCUCCUCGCGGGACUACAGUGGCUUCGGCCAUUCUCAGAAAGCCUCGUGGCCGACGGGUUACUGUUCCAGGCGAGGUUAUGCCGCCAUACGAUCCUGACUCGCCCAUUGCAAGCACAGAAGUAUCCGACUGGGAAUCGCCUCCGCCAUCACCACCGCGUCAAGUACUGAAGCUCAAACAACCAAAGAUACCAUCAGCGGUUUCUCAGCGAAGAGAAAAGUCCUCGCCUGAGUUGGACAGACAACGAGACGUCCGAGAAACGACUGAGCCCUAUCGCAAACCCACUCCACCGCCCGAAGACGCGCCAUUAGGAAGCAAAUACAGGCCGUGGACGCAUCUGACGGAAUAUGAAAUGUACAAAUUGAGGAAGAAAAUGAAGAAAAAUCUUGCAUGGGAACCAAGUGAUAUCAUGAUCCGGCGCGAGUUGGCCGAUCGAGGGCGAGGGUGGGAGAAUUACUAUCGAGGUAAGGCCGACGCAGACGCCAACGGCACUACAUUCUACGACAUCGAUAGUGUUGAGAGAUCGAAACCCAAACUUGAGAAGGUGGGCAAGAUGGGAAAGAUCGAGGUGAAAGAGACAGGGGACACAGUAGAGGUUGUCGAGCCUGCGCACGACUCCGACGAUGACGAGAACGAAGAGACAAUAGUCGUACCCAGCGCGAUACCCACGCCCAGUCAGACACCGGGGCCAAAGGGCAAAGCGAGUAAGAAAGAUACAAAGAAAGAGAAGAAGGCGGAUCCAGCUCGAUCACAGGCCGCUUUGGCAGCUCAGGAGGCAGAACUUGCGGCCAGGAGAUUGAGUGACAUUGGCUCCAAAUUUCGCAACCUGUUCUCGACGCCCUUCGCUUCAGCACUCGCAUCGCUGAGCCGAAGCACCAGUACUCCCAAUCGUACCGCCACUCCGGCGAAGAAGACACUCGAAAAAACGUCCAGGAAGAGAAAGGCAGAAGAUGCACCCGCAUCAUCUGUUUCCCCAUCAGCAGAAGCUGACGCGGCAAGAAAAAAGCAGAAAACGCUGCCGAAACCGUCGCCUCUGGGCACAAGUCCUCCAGCGGCUGCCCCAGUCGCGCCCAUCAGCGAACCUCCGGUCACAAGCGCAGGAACCAUCAAGAUCCCACUUAAACUCACAGUCUCGAAUGCCGCUGCGCCAGCAUCUAACAUGUCUACACCUGCACCUCCAACACGAGCAGGAAGUGUACAACGCGCGUCAGUCGCUCCCAAGAGAGAAUCUACGCCACCUCUUCCUUCGAGACCACCAUCUCGUCUGUCGGGCGCUGCAUCUGUCGAACCACAACCGACGAGGUCCAGUCGUCGCACUUCCAUGACUCCCUCGGUCGCUGGACGCAAGACUCCUGCAGCUGAACCGAGCCCAAGGUCCACCGCGGCAAGUCGACGCAGCAAGCGCGAUGCACCCGGUACCGUCACUCAAUCUAGUCAGGAUGGCGGCGCUGCUGUUAGUGUCAGCAUGCGUAAAACCAAGCCUGUCAAGAAUCAAAAGGUAACUGCCAAGGUCAAUACCACACCAGCCCCAGCGGACGUGGGUGCGAACGCGGCUCCGUUGCCACAGAUUCGCAUUGAUGCGGAUGGGCGCCAGGAGAUCAUUGAUCCGGACGAAGAACGAUACUGUGUCUGUGGAGAUGUCAGCUGGGGAGAGAUGAUUUGUUGCGAGAUGGAUGAGAAGUGCGAUUUUGGUCAAUGGUUCCAUAUGGAGUGCAUCUCCCUGGCGGAAUUGCCCCCACGAACAGUGAAGUGGUACUGUCCUGGUGAUCGAAAGAAGUUGCACAAAGGAGAGAACAGCAAUGGACUUGUUGGAAGAGGCAUCAAGUAA
Exophiala viscosa is the source of this 2310-nucleotide messenger RNA. RefSeq lists its product as uncharacterized. The coding region runs from base 1 to 2310 and encodes 769 amino acids. Gene Ontology annotation, cellular component: nucleus; histone acetyltransferase complex. Gene Ontology annotation, molecular function: histone acetyltransferase activity. The transcript has 2 exons. The record is from RefSeq and is a predicted model, not a curated record. Gene Ontology annotation, biological process: regulation of DNA-templated transcription. Lineage: Eukaryota; Fungi; Ascomycota; Eurotiomycetes; Chaetothyriales; Herpotrichiellaceae.